UUUGCAUGAGUUGCGCCGCCGCCAGAGCCUGCCGCUCAGUUGUCUGGAAAGGCGAAGCGAGUCCGGAGCUGGCUGCAGGCGAGAAAUCCCCCCACACCCCCAAAAAAGACCCUUUCCGUCACCAACAGCUCCCUAAGAAUAAAAGAUGGAGCUGCCGGCGGUGGGCGAGCACGUCUUCGCCGUGGAAAGCAUCGAGAAGAAGCGAAUCCGGAAGGGGCGAGUGGAGUACCUUGUCAAAUGGAGAGGAUGGUCGUCCAAGUAUAACACGUGGGAGCCGGAGGAAAACAUCCUGGAUCCGAGGCUGCUGAUCGCCUUUCAAAACAGGGAGAGGCAGGAGCAACUUAUGGGAUACCGCAAACGAGGGCCGAAACCAAAGCCGAUGGUUGUUCAGUUGCCGUCUUUUGCACGCCGCUCUAACAUCCUGAGUGGCCUCCAAGACCCUGUGAUGGAGAACCGGCCCAAGCUGGAUUUUGGCAGCCCUGGCAAAAGCCAGCAGCAGCAGCAGCAGCAACAACAACAGCACCAGCAACACCAAUAUGAGCUCAAUAGCAAGAAACAUCACCAGUACCAGCCGAACAGCAAGGAGAGCAGCAUCAAACACCAGUCCCAUAGCAAAGGGAAGUACUACUACCAGCUGAACAGCAAGAAGCAUCAUCACUACCAGCCGGAUCCUAAAAUGUAUGAGCCCCACUACCAGCCCAGCAACAAAGAGCCUCAGCAAGGGCAGGCCUGCCUGGACCACAGCAAAAGCCCCCUGAUGUCCCAGUCAGACAAAUGGUCUCACAGCUCUUCAAAAAGCUUGCUGAACCCAGUAAAGAAUCUAAGUGGCCUGGAAGGGAAGAGCGGGACAGAGAAAAACCUCUCUAGUGGCACAGGCCCCCCAGCGCCACCCCCACCCCUCCCACCUCGAGAUGGGGUAGCCAGCAAUGGCAUCGGGGGGAAAAUGAAGAUUGUGAAGAAUAAGAACAAGAAUGGGCGUAUUGUGAUCGUCAUGAGCAAAUAUAUGGAGAAUGGCAUGCAGGCAGUGAAGAUCAAGUCCGGAGAGUCCCACAAGAAACGGGUGACUGAGGACAGGACUCCCAAGAAAGGGUCGGAGGAGAGGCCAGAGUCAUGGAAAAGGUCUGGUGGGGAGAGGUGGCCAGGUAGUAGUCCCAAAGACAAGCCUGGUGCAGAGGCUGGCCGUGUGCCAGCAGAGCCUGGGACUGUCUCCCCAAAGACUUCUCCAGUCCCUGGCCAAGAAGUGCCCAUUCCUGCAGAGCAGCAGCCCUUGCCCCUCACCACCAAGUCCCACCCAGCUCCCUGGACCCUGGACCCCAGUCAGCGGGAACACAGCCCCACCGCUGUGGGGCUCAACCUCUCUCCCAGCUGUGGUAGUGACGUCUCCCGGAAGCGCUGCCUCUCUGAGCCCCACGGUGACAAGGAGGGUGGCAAGAAGCGCCUGACAUCCCGGAGCAUCAGCGCCCCCACCCCUUGCCUGAGCCCUUCUGUUCCUGAGAGGCAGGAGCCCCCUGCUCUUCCCACUUCCCAGCCAGAGGUCAUUCUGCUGGAUUCGGACUUGGAUGAGCCCAUAGACUUACGGUGUGUCAAGGCUCGGGGGGACACUGAGACCAACCUGGUGCAAGUGAAGCCAGAGGCCUCCCCAGUGCUGACCGACAAGACAACACCAGAACCUCAGAAGCAGGUGGAACGCUUUGAGACAGAGGUAGAGGAAGAAGAGGAGCCUUUGCAGGAGUUCAAGCCUUUCUUUGGGAAUAUAAUAAUAACAGACGUGACUGCAAACUGCCUGACUGUGACUUUUAAGGAAUAUGUGACAGUGUGAGGAAGCUCUGGCAGGGCUUCCAGUGCACUCUCCCUUGGCAGCCUGGCCUCCCUGUCUUCCUCCUCCACCGAGGUAGAGUUAACCCCUGUGGCGCCACCAUGAAUACAGGGCAUGUCCUUUGAGAUGGGACACACACACCCUGCCCUGGAAGAAGGAAGGUGACGUGGGGCAUGAGAGAACUUCUGCCUCCCCAGAGGGUGACCGUUGGUCUGGAUUGGUCUCUGGUUUGCCACCUGUCUUCUAGGGGUCUUUGGUAUCAGGAUAAGGUGAGGGUAGCAGCUUCCCAGUUAACUCACGGGAGAGUUACAUAGUAUUAUAUUUUAACAGUGCUAACUUGUCAAGUGGUUCUUGCUCCCGUUUGUAUGUGGUGUUGCUGAACAUGUAUUGUUUGAGCUGAAGGCAGGCCUCGCCAGGCGGGUCAUGCAAUUAUAUUUAUUUGUAGGUAUUUAUAUAACAAAAUAUAAAAAGCCUAGAUUUAUGGAGUUCCCUAGAUUUGCCCUAUUAUAUAUAUAUAUAUAUAUAAUUAUAUUGAAUACAUAUAUAUAUUAUAUAUAUAUUAAAAGUUAUAUCAGAAUAUUUUCUUUUCUUCCCUUUAAAAAAAGCCACUCCUGGUUUUGUUUUUCUCAUUUUUUUCUUUUCGUAAAAGUUCAGGACCAUCCCUCCUUCUCGUAUAUAUAUUUUGAUACUGUUAACACAUGUUGUUUUCAAUGAGCAAAAACAAAAAAAUUAAUAAUAAUAAUAAUCAAUAUCUAAAGCUAAACAAGCUGUUAUAGAAACUGCUGCUACUAGAAAUGUCUAAACUAAGCUUCCAAUUAUUAUGAAUUGCUUGAAUGUAAAUAUUAAAUGGAGAUGUUGAAAGUGCAUUUGAUGUUCUGCAACUAGCCUGGGUCUGGGAUGCAAAGACUAGCCGUAAAGUGGUGCAGCCUUAGCACCAGAUGGGCACCUGUUCGUCGUCUUGGGGGGCGGGGGGUGGUGGUGAAGGUACGGAAACUGUGUGUCAUGCAGUCGUUGCGAAGGACUAUAAACCUUUCUGAAAACAA
Molecule: messenger RNA, 2859 nt
Organism: Anolis carolinensis (green anole)
Lineage: Eukaryota; Metazoa; Chordata; Lepidosauria; Squamata; Anolidae
Gene: cbx4
Product: chromobox 4
Exons: 5
Coding region: 146-1819 (557 amino acids)
Biological process (GO): protein sumoylation; negative regulation of transcription by RNA polymerase II
Cellular component (GO): PRC1 complex
Molecular function (GO): SUMO ligase activity; SUMO binding
Source: RefSeq, a predicted model, not a curated record